AUGGCGGCGCCGCCCUACCGUCGUGGAGCCCCAGCCGCGUCUCCUUGUCUCGGAGGCAGCCGCCGGGGUUUUCGCUUCAGCCGCGGGGCGACUCCGCUCGUGCCCCGCCCUUUGAGUUUUUUCAGGUUCUCCAAGUGUGCCGUCUCGCUUCUUCUGCUCUUUGUCUCUCUCCUGUGGCCUGCUGAAAACUCGCCGCACGAUGACGCCAGUCGCUCGCGCGCGCCUGGGCUGCGUCCGCCGCCGCCGGUCGCCCGCCUGGCUGCCGCGUCGAUGGCGGGGCGCAGCGAAUCCACAACAGUCGACGCCGACGACGCGCAGGAAGGGCUCGAGGUGCGCCGGGCGAGUCGCUCUCGGCGCGGCGAGGCCCGUGGGAGCCCGGAGGACACGUCGGUCGAGGAAGGCCCGACCGUGUCGACGGCACACGUCCUGCGCGACGGCCGCAACCUGCGGUCCCUGCGCCGCCGCGUGUCCCAGCGCAGCACGCCGAGGGAAUCCGCAAAAGCCAGCCAUUUGGUCUCCUCCCUCGUCCGCCACACGCCCCGGGGCGGCGACGCCGCCGCCGCAGGCGCGGUGGGGGAGGGGGACGCCUCAGCGGCACCGAGGGGGGCCUCCACCGACGGCGGCAUGAACACGGCGACUCGCACGCGGCUUCUGGCGGGAGGCAGAAGGCGGGGCGUCGAGCCUCUCGAGACCGCCGAGAAAGAAAGCGCGAACGGCCGCCCCAGGACGCCGUUCGCCGACCGCAACCUGGGCAGAGCCGUGAGGCUGAAGCGGGACGACGGCACAGCGCCGAGGGAAAUCGAGGAAUACUUCCGCAACGCGGCUCGCCGGAAAGUCCCCAAGCUGUUUGCCCAAGCCGUGCGGAUGCCGGGGGGGUCGGCCUUCUUCAAGACUGCGUCUAUCCUGCUGCUCACGUAUCUCGCGUGGAGAUUCGUGGUGAAAAAUCGGUUGCCCACCUGGGUCCCGGGAAGCGGUAAAGCGGCCAAGAAGAAGCCAGACAAAAUAGAGCUCGCCUCGGCAUGGCAUGGCAGGCAAGAGGGGGAGGGCGCUGGCGCGGACGAGGCGAACGCCGCGACGAAAAAAGACCUGAAAGGCGCGUCAGACCCCAAAGAACAAUUGAAGACGGCCAACAGACUGAAGCUCUUCAACGCGCGCCUCGACGCCGUUCGAGAAACGACGAGCAGAAAGAAGACGCUCCUCGAAUUGCAGAGAGAGAGUCGGAUGCUGAAGCACGAAAUCAGCGAGCUGUACCCCACUCUGCAGAGACUCCGCGCGGCGAACAUGGUGCUGGAACGCGAACUGGCUGCCGGCGCAUUGACGGGACCCGGAGUACUGACAGGCGGCGCGUCGGGGGGCCUCGCCUCCUCGAGGUUUGCGGGCGCGGGCGGCGCUCCAGGAGCCCGCAUGGAUCGCGCGGAGCUCGAGGCCCUCGUGGCGUCCAUCUUGGAUCCCACAGAGAUGCCCGUCCUCCCCGCCAGCGCCUACUACGGCACCGGCGGCACGCGCCCUGGGUUCCCUGGGGGCGCGCCAGGCGCCGCGUCCACCGUGCAGGGCGGGUUCCCGACUGGCUGGCCCCGGAGCGGCUCAGAGCGCGUGCCGUCGGCGCCGUAG
Molecule: messenger RNA, 1611 nt
Organism: Besnoitia besnoiti
Lineage: Eukaryota; Apicomplexa; Conoidasida; Eucoccidiorida; Sarcocystidae
Exons: 1
Coding region: 1-1611 (536 amino acids)
Source: RefSeq, a predicted model, not a curated record